AUGCGGAGCUCUAGCGAUGACUCCGAAAAAGAUAGAGCGACCUUUUCCUCAACGCAUUCAUCCCCCAACAGAUCCCUCGGAUCAACAAGGGCAAUGCUCCGCGUCGCAUUGAUGGUAUCAUUCGCCGCCUGGAUCGUCAACUUCGACAACGGCUACACAGGGACUGUGUUAAUCAUGCCCUCCUAUAAAAAAGCCUUCGGAACAUGCACACAAUUAAUGGACCAAACCGGCAAAAUCACCGAAGAAUGCUCCAUAAACCCCCUCCAACAAUCUCUCAUCAGUCUUAACUACAUGUUCAUCGGCAUCGGAGGCGGAAUAUCAGGACUCACAGGCCGCUUCUACGGCCGCCGCGGCACGUUCCAGAUAGGCUGCGCGCUCGCCAUCAUUGGCGCAGCCGGAAUGCUAGGCACAGGCAACGGCGAGGGAAGUUUCCUGCACUACAUGAUCUGUCGGUGUAUUAGCGCGAUGGGACUCGGGCAUGUGAUCACCGCGAGCACGACAUACGGGUCCGAGUGUAUUGUAGCGCAGAAGCGUGGGUUUGCCCUGGGAAUUUAUAAUGUUGGACUUGCCUUGGGGAAUGUUGCGUCAAGUGCUGUGUGUGCGGGAUCGGCGCAGCUGGAACGGGAUAAUAAUUGGCAGUGGAAGACACCUAUUCUGUGUCAGAUUCCUUUGGGGAUCAUUCUGGGUGCGGGGAUCUUGAUGUUUCCUGAGUCGCCGAGGUGGAUCCUCAAUCAUGAUCACGAUGAGGAGGGGGCUAGGAAGGCUUUUGGGAUGCUAUAUCAGAUGGAUCCGUUUGCGCCGGAGAUCACGGCGCAGAUUGAGGAUAUCAAGGCUCAUAUCAAAGCUGAAAAGGCGAUUUCGAAGUCGACUUCAUGGUAUGAGAUUUAUCAGGCGAAGCAUAUUCGGAGGACUACUGCGUCGGCCGUUAUUCAGAUUGGAUUGUCGAUUACGGGGAUUCAAUUUGUGCAGCCUUAUGCGACUACCUUUCUCAGGGGUGUUGGGGUCAGCAACCCAUACCUGAUUAAUGUUAUCAUUGGUGUUUGUAUCUUGGGAGGCGCGGUGCUAGGCCCAUGGGUUGUUGAAUAUGGAGGACGCCGACUCACCAUGUUGGUCGGAUACACGAUGAUGGCAGCCUGCAUGUUGAUUCUAUCCAGUGUUAGCACGGCACUGGGCCAGGAUAGUAUCUCGAAAAUUGUUGUUGUUGUACUUCUCUGUUUCUGGUCGUUCAUAUUUGGUGGAACUAUUGCCCCUACUAACAAUCUAGCAGCUGUGGAGAUGCACAGCGUGUCAUUGCGCACAUACGGACAAGCGAACACGACCAUCGUCUAUGGAAUCUUUUCCUUUGGUGCAACAUUCUGGACACCAUAUAUGCUUGAUGCCCAAUAUGGCAACAUGGGUGCGAAUGUUGGAUAUUUUUACGCCGGUGUGACAGUUGUGAUUGCGGUAUUGAUAUUCCUACUUGUUCCUGAGACUGCCAGCCUCACUCUUGAAGAGAUUGAUAACGUUUUCGACUCCAAAAUUCCCCCUUGGAAGACUUCUGUGGCAGGAAACAAGAAGAUUGCCCAGAGGCGAGGAGAGGAAUUGCAAACUGUCGAUUAG
Penicillium odoratum is the source of this 1599-nucleotide messenger RNA. RefSeq lists its product as uncharacterized. The record is from RefSeq and is a predicted model, not a curated record. The transcript has a single exon. Gene Ontology annotation, biological process: carbohydrate transport; transmembrane transport. Gene Ontology annotation, molecular function: carbohydrate:proton symporter activity. Bases 1 to 1599 code for a protein of 532 amino acids. NCBI's taxonomy places the organism in Eukaryota, Fungi, Ascomycota, Eurotiomycetes, Eurotiales, Aspergillaceae. Gene Ontology annotation, cellular component: membrane.